CUUGACUAAAAGAGCUCAAUUCCAAAUUUUAAUAUCUUGGGCUAGCUAGAUCAAUGAAGCACAAUUGUACUUUAUUCUAAUUUAUUAUGAAUCAAAUAAUUUCAAACUUCAAACAAAGAAAAAUAAAAACCCAAAAACAUUGACUGGGCUUAGCAUUAGUGUAUAGAGUCUAAAUAAAUCCACUUGUAUGACGAACUGGUCCAUGCAAACCUAUGUUAAAAUCAUGUUUUAAAAUCUAGCUCUUAUUGGACUCAACAAAAACGAGUCGGGUCAACCCGAGAAUCCCGAAUACCCACCCGAAAACAAAUUCCUAUAAAUAUGCCGAGACAGGCUAAUUAAGAAUCUGACAAUGUCUACCCAAAUCGUGCAACAUUAAUCUAAGAAAGAAGACGUACCAAUAUAAUUAUAUGAUUAUGCAGCUUAAUGUUAUUGAGUAAAUUCCAAUCUUACAGGCAACCACUCCACUUUCAUUAAUUUAAUCUGUUACCAUAUAUCAUCAAUCGUCCUUAAUUACCGGCCCUAGAUUCAACUCUCCAGAUCAUUCUGUUAUACCUUAAUAUAUAUUACUACUGCUACAUACUAUUACAUGAAAAUAUUUCUUACAAAUUUCAUAUAUUAUUUUCUCUCAAAACUUAAAAUGGGUGGAUGUGCUUCGUCUCAAAGGGACUACGGAAGGAAGUCUGGUAAGAGACCGGCUGCAAAGGUGAUCAAAGUAAUUCAUUUAGAUGGUCGAGUGAAGGAGUUCGAGCCGCCUAUAUGUGCUGAACAGAUACUGUCUUGUAACCCUGGUUGCUUCUUAUGCAGCUCCGAUACGAUGUCUAUUGAUUCGUACCCUACGAAUGUGCCUGAACCUGAAGAGCUUCGGCCUGGUUUGUAUUUUCUGUUGUCUAAGGCUCAAGAAAAUAAGCCGUUUUCGCUUGAGGAUUUGUGUGAGCUUGCUGUUAAGGCUAGUUCUAAUCUUUCUAUUCAUGAUCUUCAGCUGUCUUUUAGGCAUUAUGCUGUUGUUUGAUUACUUUUUUUUUUGUUCUUUUAUUUUUGUAGUAGUUCUAGUUGAUUGGACUAUUUAAUUCAGAUUAAUUAGGAUGAUGUAUAUUGUAUAGUUACGUUAUUUUACAUAUUUCUUCGUAUAUUUUCUAUUGUUGGGUCGUUCAUCAUAAACAAUCUUACUACUCGCCUACUCGUAAUUAUUAGUCCUUGAUUUGCCACUACUACACAAAAUAUGACUAUGUUGAGUUAAAUCCAAUAUUGGCUAGCUGUAAACCUCUUUAAAUCUGUGCAAAUCGGAUCAGUUAAGAAGAUUUAUUUCUUAUUAA
This is a messenger RNA of Chenopodium quinoa (quinoa), 1313 nucleotides long. RefSeq lists its product as uncharacterized. The transcript has a single exon. Bases 587 to 1009 code for a protein of 140 amino acids. NCBI's taxonomy places the organism in Eukaryota, Viridiplantae, Streptophyta, Magnoliopsida, Caryophyllales, Amaranthaceae. The record is from RefSeq and is a predicted model, not a curated record.